AUGUCAGUAAGAAAGAAGAAAGGGCGCAUCGGUACUAGCGGGCGGAAGACACGCGAGGACAGAGGAGAUGUUAUCACUGUUAUCCAAAGGUCAGGAGAGGUCGCUGGGCUGAACUGUGCGGUGGAGUGCCUGAGUGCCACGCCGGUGGGUCACUCUGGAGGUGCUGGAGGUUCAGAUUCUGGAUCAAUCCUCAACCUCGUGGGACCUCUCCUUGGCUCCAGCAGUGGGGGAAGCAGUGGAGGCGAGGGGAUGGACAGUCAGCAGGAGGUUCUGACUCUUGGUUCCAUCCUGAACCUCGUGGGUCCUCUUCUGGGGUCCAGCAGCGGAGGCGGUGGAGUUUGUAAUGUGAGGUUUGCUAGGGCGGAGGUGAUGGCGAUGGCGGGAGUGCGGGAGGGUCCGACUCUGGAUCCAUACUCAACCUUGGCCUCUCAUCGGCAGCGUAGUGGUGGUAACGUACAGGGGGAUGGACAGGAGGGUGCCCCAGGGGGCUCCGACUCUGGAGCCAUCCUCAACCUGGUCGGUCCUCUUAUCGCCAGCAGCAGUCAACGGGGACAGGAGGAGGAGGCGGAGGGUGCCCCAGGAGGCUCUGACUCUGGUGCUAUCCUAGGCCUUCUGGGUCCUCUCAUCUCCAGCAGUAGUGGUGUGGGUAGCGGUGGAGAGGGAGGAGACGCUGGCUCAGGCUCUGGGUCUAUCCUGAACCUCAUCGGCCCACUUCUUGGCAGCAGCAGCGGCAGCAGUGGCGGAGUUGGCGGGGACGGCAGCAGUGGAGGCGGCAGUGACCUCAGCUCUAUCCUGGGCAUCAGCAACAGCAGUGGGGGCGGCUCGGGGGGUGGCACCGGCCACAGUGGGGGCAGUGACGCAGGCAUUGGUGGCGCAGUCAACGGAGUGAAAGUUGGUUUCUUGCAGGACAAAAUACAACUGUUGCUUAGGCUUAAGUUCGGGAUCUUCACGAAAAUACUGAAUUCACUCUCGGGAGCCCUGGCAGCAGCCAGUUCACCGCAGCAUGUUCCUAUCCACGAACUCAAAUACCCCGACCCUUAAACCAACCCUUCAACCUUCUUCACCCUCACAACCCCAACUGCCCUUCUCCUAAUUGCUCACCACUUGAAUGGAGUAUUUAUACAUUAACUUAUUUAAGAGAACUUUUGUAAAUUAUGAUUUCCUAGCCGUUCACCUCUCCCGACCCCAUUGGACGACACUCUAAACCCUCGUCAUUCAUUGUGUAUAUUAUCAUUGUGUCAAAGUCGCCAUAAUUGUAUUUUGGUUAGGAUUAAAUGUCUUUCUUAAAAA
Messenger RNA from Homalodisca vitripennis (glassy-winged sharpshooter), 1290 nucleotides. Its product is annotated as glycine-rich protein DOT1-like. Lineage: Eukaryota; Metazoa; Arthropoda; Insecta; Hemiptera; Cicadellidae. The record is from RefSeq and is a predicted model, not a curated record. The coding region runs from base 1 to 1041 and encodes 346 amino acids. The transcript has 11 exons.